AUGGGUUCCAUCGCGGAGGUCCUAAGACCGGCCCCGUACGGCCCCGCAAUCGAGCUACCGGCUCCGUAUCCGGAGAACACGGAGUUCCCAGUCUCAUUCGCCCUGUCCGAGCCGAGCACCCACUUAGCGGAUCUAAUCGCGGGUAUCGAACGGCUCUCCACUAGCGGUAAACUGCGGGACGUACUGAACAAGCACGGCGCCGUGUACUUUCAGAAUUUGGGGCUGAGAGAUGCGGAAGAGUUCUCUCAGUUCGCUCAUGCUUUCGGCUGGACGGCUCAUGAAGACAUUGGAAACCCCGUGAGACGAACCGUCCAUGCGAAGAACGUGGCAACUGCCAACGAAGGGCCGAAUACUCGGCCGGUUUAUCCUCACAAUGAAUUUGGAUUGAGUCCUCAUUACCCAGCAUAUGUGUUCUUUUACUGUGCAUCUGCACCGGAAACGGGUGGAGAAACCCCUAUCAACAACUCGGUGGUUCUUUACCGCCGAUUAAAAGAGAAACACCCCGACUUCAUCGACGAGAUCGAGGAGAAGGGUGUCAAGUACCAGCUAUUCUAUCCAAACGCAGCUCGCGACCAAACUUCAUCAGCGGGCACAAGCGUUCUACAGGCUUAUGGCCGAACCGUCUUGGACACAGACGAUACCGAAACGGCCCGAUCUAAAAUCGAGACCGAGAUCAAGAGAUUGCCAACUGCCAAGUGGGCUUGGAAGAAUAAGUCGGAGAGCUACAAGCUUGGAGAUCUCAGAGUAUGGCAGUAUUUGCCUGCGGUGAGGAAUCAUCCACAAACAGGGGACACUGCGUUCUUCAAUAACAUUGUAUCACGAUUCCUUAAUGCAAUCGACGCGGGCACUUUGCAACCUCCUCACCUCAACAAAGAGGGGAAAUACCAACCGCCUGCUUUUUACGGCGAUGGCUCGCUCAUACCUAGAGAGUACCUCGAUUCUGCGAUCGAGAUAAUCAAAGAAACGAGAGCACUAGUAUCGUGGAAACAAGGCGACGUCCUUCUACUAGACGUAUAUUCACCACAAAGCCUAGUCGAAGCUAUGACAAAUGUGCUGAACGAUGUACAGAACCACGCCGUGCAGCAUGGAAGAGAGCCUUGGACAGGGAACCGCACGCUUCUUGCAAGUCUUUGGGAUGGUCCACAUGGUCAGCCGGACAGCUAUGAAUGA
Messenger RNA from Colletotrichum karsti, 1170 nucleotides. RefSeq names its product taurine catabolism dioxygenase. Gene Ontology annotation, molecular function: oxidoreductase activity. The transcript has 7 exons. Bases 1 to 1170 code for a protein of 389 amino acids. The record is from RefSeq and is a predicted model, not a curated record. Lineage: Eukaryota; Fungi; Ascomycota; Sordariomycetes; Glomerellales; Glomerellaceae.